Zingiber officinale is the source of this 1584-nucleotide messenger RNA. Its product is annotated as PTI1-like tyrosine-protein kinase 3. The transcript has 9 exons. Bases 259 to 1368 code for a protein of 369 amino acids. Gene Ontology annotation, molecular function: protein tyrosine kinase activity; ATP binding. NCBI's taxonomy places the organism in Eukaryota, Viridiplantae, Streptophyta, Magnoliopsida, Zingiberales, Zingiberaceae. Gene Ontology annotation, biological process: protein phosphorylation. The record is from RefSeq and is a predicted model, not a curated record.
UUUCCUUUCAGAGCCCGCUGGUACCGCGUGUCGUAAAGCACGCUGAAGAAAGAGACCGUGAAGAACGGAGGGCGGUUGGUUUUGGGAAGAGCUCCGAUGGCGUCGCAAGCGGCGAGGGGUCGCCGUGGUUUCGAUGGCAAUCUUUCCUUUUCCCUUCCCCCUUCCUUGCCUCCUGGAAGUCCUAAGCAUACUUGUCCAGGUCGCCUCCGAUUCCAUUGACCAGCUUGUAAAAGAGGAAUAAACAAAAGAAAGCAUAAGAUGCGUCGCUGGCUAUGCUGCUCUAGUCGCUUUUCUGGUUCGUUCCAUGGUUAUGACAAGGAUCUCUUGCCAACUGAAACAGAUGACAUGUAUGGAAUGCCAACAAGUUCAGAAUACUCUGCCGUUCCCAAAAGUGAUCCCCUAGAGCCACCACCUCCAAUUGAAGCUUCUGUAUUCACAUUGGAAGAAUUAAAGGAGAAGACUUAUAAUUUUAAUUCAGAGGCUUUGAUAGGUCAAGGAUCAUAUGGAAGAGUGUAUUUUGCAGCUUUGGAUGAUGGAACGCAAGUAGCCUUAAAGAAACUUGAUUCUACGGCAGAGUCCAAGACCAAUACUCAUUUUCUGUUUCAGGUAUCUAUGGCUUCAAGGUUGAAGCAUGAAAACUUUGUGGAAUUGCUGGGUUAUUGUGUUGAAGGAAAUUUCCGCUUGCUGGCCUAUGAAUUUGCAGCAAUGGGUACUUUGCAUGAUAUCUUGCAUGGUAGAAAGGGACUGGAAGAUGCACACCCUGCUCCACCACUUGACUGGAUGCAGCGCGUGAGGAUAGCAAUUGAUGCUGCAAAAGGGCUGGAGUAUCUUCAUGAGAAGGUUCAACCUUCUAUAAUACAUCGGGACAUUAGAUCAAGCAAUGUACUUUUGUUUGAGGACUUUAAAGCCAAAAUUGCAGAUUUUAACCUCUUAAAUCAGUCACCUGAUAUGGCUUCUCGUCUCCAUUCAACACGCGUCCUUGGGACUUUUGGUUAUUAUGCCCCAGAGUAUGCUAUGACAGGCCAAUUAACACAGAAAAGUGAUGUGUAUAGCUUUGGUGUUGUACUUUUGGAGUUGUUGACUGGCAGGAAGCCAGUUGAUCACACAAUGCCUAGAGGGCAGCAGAGUCUAGUUACUUGGGCAACUCCUAGAUUAAGCGAGGAAAAGGUGCUAGAAUGUGUAGAUCCAAGAUUGAAGGGAGAGUAUCCACCAAAGGCAGCUGCAAAGCUUGCUGCAGUGGCAGCUCUGUGUGUGCAAUACGAAGCUGACUUCCGUCCUAAUAUGAGCAUUGUUGCUAAAGCACUCUCUGCUCUUGGUAAUAAAACGGCUCCUCGACCAUCAGCAAUAGCGCAAACUCCAAAUUCUUGAUGACUACAAUGGGUGAUACUCCACAAAGUUCUGCGGUAUCGUUGUGAUUCCAUGCUGCCUGUCCACUUGUAUUGUCAGAGAGAGCUAACUCCAAUUGUGAAUGUCGCAAACAUACAACAGUGAAAAUGUGUACAAUAGCAAUGCUACCUUGCGUGGUUGUGUUAAUUUAUAUAUGUUUUGUGGUCAUAUCUAUUUGCUAUACUCUAAUGCUACGAA